AUGACGGAGAAGUUUGAUGUGGUCAUUGUCGGUGCUGGAAUAUCUGGUUUGGCAGCUGCGAAAGUUCUCACUAAAGAGGGCCUAAACGUAGUUGUUCUGGAAGCUAGAGGUCAUAUUGGUGGACGUAUUCACACAAUCCGUCCAAAUCUGAACAAUGGUGAAUAUUCUCAUCCCAUAUUCCCAAUUGACUUGGGCGCCAGUUAUCUGCAUGGUUGCUGUAGUAAUCAGGAGGUCCAACCACUUUUUACUUUGGCUUAUCGCCUCAAAGUACAAAGUAUAACCUGUCCCGGUGAUACCCUUGGAACCUACCGAGGUUGGGAGUGUCCUGAAGUUGCUGCGUGGCGAGACCCUCAAACUGGUGAGGAGAUUGACCUGGAACAAGUUGCUGAAAUGAGCUUCCUACUGGACCGAUGCCUCCUACAGUCUCUCAUGCUCACUUCAAAGGAAGUCUCUUCAAAUCCCAUGAAACCCAUUAGUCUGGCCCACGUUCUCGAAUUAGCCCUGAACGAGAGUGUAAACGUUCUCUACAAAAGUGGCCAACGAAGCAGUCCUGAUCUUUCCAACCGCGAACGCGGCAUUUUCGACGCACUCUUUGCCCGAUACAUCGCCUACGUCAACCCAGCCAGCCGCUUGCCCGCUCGACUCACUUUGGGCGAAUUCUAUGAGGCAGACGCUGUGGCUGGAUUAGCCAAUGAUCCAAAUACUCCCUGUAUAGCUGACCGACAAGCCUGUCUCAAGUUCCUCCAGCGCAAACGCGAUUUUCUCGCCACUCGUCCUCAGGUAGGGAGUUCUCCGAGUCGGGUUAAGUAUCGCACUGAAGAUCGAUUAAUUCUCUCGGGUUUCUCCACCUUCACGGAUUUCCUGGCUGCAGAUCUUGAUAUUCGACUGGAGAAAGUGGUGAGAAGGGUGGAUUGGACAAGGGAGGAUGCAGUGAAAGUGGAAACGGAGACUGGGGACAUCUUUGAGGCGCUGUUUUGUGUGGUUACACUACCAGUAGGCGUACUAAAAGGACUGAGGCAUGAGAGUGCCGUGCAAUUUGUGCCGGCUUUACCGUUGAGGAAACGCAAAGCGAUUGAUAAUUUGGGAAUUCCUCAUCCUGGAGCAGCUACUCACAACAAAGUAAUUCUCAUUUUCCGUCCAGAAGAUAUAUUUUGGGACCUCACCACUGCACAACUGAACAGUUCUGACGGUCGUCUACAUGCACUCAACUUGCACUUCUUUGGUCAUCAAGGUGCCUUGAUGUGUCACAUAUGGGGUGGCUCUCCAAUAAUUCUGACCGGUAGGUCAGAUGAAGAGGUGAUUACUGAAAUCAUGGACAUCCUUGUGGGAAUGUAUCAAGUUCCUCCCGAACGUCGACCCGUCCCACUAUUCACUCAUGUAACUAGGUGGUCUGAAGAUCCGUUCUCACUUGGCGCUUACACAGCGGGCGAGCCAAGCUGCUGUGGUGAUGAAGACAGGCGGGCUUACGCACAGUCACUACCUCCUAAUUUCCAGUAUCAAGGGCAAAUUAUCACCAAGAUCGCCGCAGAAGUACCUUUUAAGCUUAAUCACGGACAAGAAUCUGAACUCGGGUUGGUUAGAUGGUGA
Molecule: messenger RNA, 1587 nt
Organism: Rodentolepis nana
Lineage: Eukaryota; Metazoa; Platyhelminthes; Cestoda; Cyclophyllidea; Hymenolepididae
Source: the annotation of a GenBank genome assembly